This is a messenger RNA of Hypanus sabinus (Atlantic stingray), 2544 nucleotides long. It is a transcript of the gene igf2bp2a, whose product is annotated as insulin-like growth factor 2 mRNA binding protein 2a. Gene Ontology annotation, biological process: regulation of gene expression; nervous system development. Gene Ontology annotation, cellular component: nucleus; cytoplasm; cytosol. Gene Ontology annotation, molecular function: mRNA 3'-UTR binding. Lineage: Eukaryota; Metazoa; Chordata; Chondrichthyes; Myliobatiformes; Dasyatidae. The transcript is spliced from 16 exons. The coding region runs from base 275 to 2059 and encodes 594 amino acids. The record is from RefSeq and is a predicted model, not a curated record.
UGGAGCCGGACUCAUUCGCUUUUGUCUUGCUGCUGCUACAGUUUAGUUGUUUGCAGGCUGACUUGUAUGUUGUGUGGGUUUAGUUUGUUUUUAUUUCCCCCCUCCCUUCCCCCCCACUUCUUAUAUUUUCCUCUCUCUUGGGGGCUGGGAGGUUUGAGGAGUGAGUUCCUAUUUUAAUUUAUGACUACAUAGGAUUUGAGUUGUUGAUAAUUUUCGAUUGUGUGUGUGAGGAGAGGAGGAGGAGGCGGGGGUUGGGGGGGAAAGGAGUGAGAUCAUGAAUAAGUUGUAUAUUGGGAAUCUGAGCUCGUCUGUGACCCCCGCCGAUAUCCAGCAACUCUUUGGGGAGAAGAAGCUCUCAGUCGGGCAAGUUCUGCUCAAAUCGGGCUAUGCCUUCGUGGACUGCCCCGACGACAACGCGGCUAUCAGAGUCAUCGAGGCGCUGUCCGGCAAAGUGGAACUUCACGGCAAGCUGAUCGAAGUAGACUACUCUGUGCCCAAAAAGCAGAGGAGUCGGAAGAUCCAGGUUCGGAACAUCCCUCCACAUCUGCAGUGGGAAGUUUUGGACGGACUCCUGGCUCAGUACGGCACGGUGGAGAGUGUGGAGCAAGUUAACACAGACAGUGAGACAGCAGUUGUGAAUGUGACUUACGAAACAAAGGAGCAUGCAAAGACGGCUAUCGAGAAGCUGAGCGGACACCAGUUGGAGAGCCACGUCCUGAGGAUCUCCUACAUCCCGGAUGAGGAGGCGACGCAGCACCUGACCCACCGGCCCCGCCGCGGGGCAGCCACUCACCCCAGCCGGGACCACGGUUCCUCGGCCGCCACAGGCGCCUCCCACAAGUCGCUGGACGUUCCGCUGCGCAUCCUGGUCCCCACCCAGUUUGUUGGGGCCAUCAUCGGGAAGGAGGGGCUGACCAUCAAGAGCGUCACCCAGCAGACGCAGUCCAAGGUGGACAUCCAUCGGAAGGAGAAUGCAGGAGCAGCUGAGAAGCCCAUCACCAUCCACUCCACGGCUGGAGGAUGCACUGCAGCCUGUCAGAUGAUCCUGGAGAUCAUGCACAAGGAGGCUCAGGACACCAAAUUCACUGAGGAGAUCCCGCUGAAGAUCCUCGCUCACGACAGCUUCGUGGGCCGGCUCAUCGGCAAAGAGGGUCGCAACCUGAAGAAGAUCGAGCAGGAGACGGGCACCAAGAUCACCAUCUCCUCGUUACACGACCUGACGCUGUACAACCCGGAGAGAACCAUCACGGUGAAGGGGAGCAUUGAGGCCUGUUCCAAAGCCCAGGCGGAGAUCAUGAAGAAGCUUAGAGAGGCCUACGAGAACGACCUCGCUGCGUUGAAUCAACAAGUCAACCUGAUCCCGGGCCUGAACCUCAACGCUCUGGGAAUCUUCUCAUCGGGAAUGUCAGUCCUUCCGUCGGCUGGUCGGCCUCGAGGGGGUGGGAGCUCCUACAGUCCCUUUGUGAGUCAGCUGUGCUACCCAGGGGCUUUGUAUAACACAGCGGCAGUCGGUGCAGUGGCUCAUCCGUACACUACCUCAGAGCAGGAGGUGGUGUACCUCUUCAUCCCCACCCAGGCAGUGGGGGCCAUCAUCGGGAAGAAGGGGCAGCAAAUCAAGCAGCUCUCCAGGUUCGCUGGUGCCUCCAUUAAGAUCGCUCCUGCAGAGGGCCCUGACGCGAGUGAACGGAUGGUGAUUAUCACUGGCUCUCCAGAAGCACAGUUUAAGGCCCAGGGUCGGAUCUACGGCAGGCUGAAAGAGGAGAACUUCUUCAACCCCAAGGAGGAAGUGAAGUUGGAGGCUCACAUCAAAGUGCCCGCCUCGGCCGCCGGCAGAGUCAUCGGCAAGGGAGGCAAGACGGUGAACGAACUGCAGAACGUCACGAGCGCUGAGGUGAUUGUGCCCCGGGACCAGACACCAGACAGCAACGACGAGGUCAUCGUCAAGAUCAUUGGACACUUCUUUGCCAGUCAGACAGCGCAGCGCAAGAUCCGGGAGAUCGUGCAGCAAGUGAAGCAGAAGGUACAGGCGGGCGGCCCCAGCCCCCAACGCGCCAAGUGAAGCGAGAGGCGCCAGCCGGUCACGUUGAGGAACAGCAGACGAAUGUAGUCCUUCCGACACACGUACACGAACACGCAGUGCGCACACACACUCAUACACACUCACUCACAUACUGACACGUUCACACACACACACACACACACACUCACUCACUCACAUACUGACACGUUCACACACACACAUACACACUCACUCACAUACUGACACGUUCACACACACACAUACACAUACUGACACGUUCACACACACACACUCACUCACUCACUCACAUACUGACACGUUCACACACACACAACACUCACUCACAUACUGACACGUUCACACACACACACACACACAACACUCACACAUACACGUUCACACACACACACACACAUACUGACACGUUCACACACACACAACACUCACUCACAUACUGACACGUUCACACACACACACACACACAUACUGACACGUUCACACACACACACACACACACACACACA